AUGACAGCGCUUCAGAAACAGGUGCCUGCGGGCCAAUUGAGGAAGAGUGAGGAUCGGGUGAAGGCUCCCCUACAUUAUCCAUUCUGGUUUGGCGGGAGCGCGAGUUGUCUCGCGGCAUGUUUUACGCAUCCCUUGGAUCUGGCAGCUCCUCCAGUGAAGGUCCGGCUACAAACACAACCGCAUGGCGCAAAACGCAACAUGCUCCAAAUGUUCGUCCACGUCGCCAGAGACGACGGAAUCAGGGGUCUAUACCGCGGUCUCUCCGCCGCCCAACUCCGCCAACUAACAUACAGCAUGACGCGCUUCGGCGUCUACGAAGAGCUGAAAGACAGGCUCACGACGCCAAAUUCUCGACCUUCCUUCCCCACCCUCGUAGCCAUGGCCUCUAUAUCCGGCUUCGUCGGCGGCAUCGCAGGAAACCCCGCAGACAUCGUAAACGUCCGCAUGCAACACGACGCCGCGCUUGCCCCCGAAAAGCGACGAAACUACAAAAACGCGAUUGACGGGCUAAUACGCAUGUCCCGCGAAGAGGGCGUCGCAUCCCUCUGGCGCGGCGUCUGGCCCAAUGCCUCGCGCGCCGUGCUCAUGACGGUCGGCCAACUGGCUUCCUACGACGGGUUCAAGCGCGCGCUGCUCCAACACACGUCCCUCCAAGACAAUAUCAUCACGCAUUUCACCGCCUCGAUUCUCGCCGGCUUCGUCGCAACGACCAUCUGCUCCCCCGUCGACGUAAUCAAGACGCGUGUGAUGAGCGCUGCAGAUCCAAAGGGCAUUGUACAUCUCGUGACGGACAUCUUCAGGCACGAGGGCGUCAGCUGGAUGUUCAAGGGUUGGGUGCCGAGUUUCAUUCGGGUGGGGCCGCAAACGAUUCUCACGUUCAUCUUCCUGGAGGAGCAGAAGAAGAUAUACCGCAAGAUGAAGAGCCUUGAAUAG
Messenger RNA from Westerdykella ornata, 933 nucleotides. Its product is annotated as mitochondrial carrier. The record is from RefSeq and is a predicted model, not a curated record. Gene Ontology annotation, biological process: oxaloacetate transport; thiosulfate transport; mitochondrial transport. The transcript has 3 exons. Gene Ontology annotation, cellular component: mitochondrial membrane. Lineage: Eukaryota; Fungi; Ascomycota; Dothideomycetes; Pleosporales; Sporormiaceae. Gene Ontology annotation, molecular function: oxaloacetate transmembrane transporter activity; succinate transmembrane transporter activity; thiosulfate transmembrane transporter activity. Bases 1 to 933 code for a protein of 310 amino acids.